Macrosiphum euphorbiae (potato aphid) is the source of this 3516-nucleotide messenger RNA. The record is from the annotation of a GenBank genome assembly. NCBI's taxonomy places the organism in Eukaryota, Metazoa, Arthropoda, Insecta, Hemiptera, Aphididae.
AUGGUUCGUCCAAAACGCAAAUCAGUUUCGGUAACUUCGGAGCCGAACAUGUUAUUACGUUCGCGUGCUGCUCGUGAUAUGACGGUACGAAAAAUUCGAAUUUUAAAUACGUUGGCACAAGAGGCGCGAACGGAGGUUGAAAAACAUUCUUCGUUUAUGGCACGUUAUUUAUCACUCGACAAAUACGUCGAUCAAUUCGAGGUACAGCAACAAGAAGUGUUGAAUAUUAUGUUGGAUUCGAGAUUACAGCACGACUUCAAUGACACAGAUUUGUUAAUUACGGACGAGGUCGAGGAAUUAAUCGGACGUAUACGAAUGAUUUUUGAAACAAUUCGACCGACGACGAGUGUAACAAAUCAGAUGCCGCGUCCGGUAUGUGGGGCUCCUGCGGGUACAGCUAUAGCAUUGCCCAAAAUUGAGUUGCCAAAAUUUGAUGGGGACGUAGUCCAAUGGUGUUCAUUUCGCGAUAUGUUUUGUUCACUUGUGCAUGACAAUCAGUCAAUUUCGGACAUUGAGCGAUUUCAUUUUUUAAAAUCAUGCGUAUCAGGUCCUGCGUUAGCAGUGAUCAAGUCCAUUCCGUUAACGGCCAAUAAUUACAAUAUCGCGUGGAAUGCUCUUCAAAGAUCGUUCGAAAAUAAUCGACUAUUAGCGACGGCGCACAUUGAUAAAUUAUUCGCGUUCUCGCCUCUCAAGAAGGAGUCCACGGCGGCACUCGCUACGUUUGUCAAUACGUUCCGCGAGAACGUCGCCGCUAUCAAGGCAUUAGGUAUCGAUGAUAUUUCGGGAUUUCUAUUAUUUUACAUUGGCGCGCGGGUGCUUGACGUUGAAACUAGAAGGCUAUACGAAGCCAGUAUACCACAGACGGAAAUGCCGUCAUUGGAUAGCUUGUUGGAUUUUGUUUCUCGACGGUGUAAAAUAUUAGAAAACAUCGGGACUACUGCGGAUAAAGUAGAACAAAAUUUCAAGGUUGUGGCUAAGAAAGGCAAGAGUGGGGCACCCGGGAAAUAUUCACUAGCUACGACUUCGAGCGGUGUAAAGUGCAUAUUUUGUGAACAAGAUCACCCACUUUAUCGUUGUGGAGCAUUUAAACAAAAAUCGGUCGCGGCAAGAAGGAAGUUUGUCAGCGGUAACAGUGUGUGCUUCAUAUGCUUAAAGUCAGGACACGCAGCGAAAUCGUGUACGUCAGGUUUUAAGUGCCGGAGUUGUGGUGGCAAACAUAGCACAUUAUUACAUAUAGACUACGCGAAGCCAACGUUGUCAGUAUCACACGGAGACGCCGAAUGUUCGACAGAGGGAGCGGAGUCGGUGGAAAAAAAGACAACUGCGACUGAAAAUCAAGUCAUGUUCUCGGGCACUGCGCGUACUGAAGCCACUGUUAUUUUAGGUACAGCUAUUGUGCGCAUGCGGGACAACGUGGGAAAAUUACAAACGGUACGCGUUCUUUUAGACAGUGGCUCCCAAAUUUCGGCGAUCACUUCACAAUGUGCCACUCGUCUUGGUUUAAGGCAUAUGAAGAGCAGAAUAGAGGUGACAGGACUCUCUCAACAACGAGUAACUAAAGUAAAAGGUGUCACUCAAUGCCAAUUUAUUCCGCUUCACGGGGAAGGUCCGCAGUUUUGUGCUACUAGCGUCGUCAUUUUGACGCACAUCACCAUGCAGUUACCUAGCGAUAGAAUACCUUCGGCGGUGCGUGAGCGGUAUCACCACCUGUUGCUGGCUGAUCCGGAGUUCGAUGUACCCGGACCGAUCGAUAUGUUGUUAGGAAGCGACUUGUAUCCACAUUUGUUACAAUCAAAGGCCGAUGUUAUUCACAGUACGGGUCUGCCGUCAGCUAUGAAUACUCAUCUUGGAUGGAUUGUGGUAGGAGCAUUAAAUGGAACUUCAACGUCGCCCAUGGUAUCAUUAUCAGCAGUAUCGACGCCAGAAAUCGGAAGAUUAAUACAAAAAUUUUGGUCUGUGGAAGAACCAGAUGUGUCGAACAUUUUGUCAACGGAAGAUGAGCAAUGUGAGGCAUGGUUCCGGAAAUCAACUAUUAGAGACGCAUCCGGACGGUUUGUAGUAUCAUUACCGUUUCAGUCGACGGUGCGCGCUCUAACAGAGAUGUCAACGAGUCAGACGGCGGUAGUUCAAGGCGGGAGCCCGGAAGAUUUAGGUUCCUCGCGCGCUUUAGCAUUGAAUCGUCUGUACAAUCUCGAGCGACGUUUGGCAAAAGAUUCGGAACUGUAUACAGCAUAUCGUAAGUUUAUGGAUGACUAUUUAAAUUUAGGUCAUAUGAAACUGGCAUCGGUGCCAGGAAAAUAUUUUAUACCACACCAUGCUGUGGUUAAGCAUGAGGGAAAGGGACUUAAGAUUCGAGUUGUCUUCGACGCCUCGGCGAAGUCUACAUCGGGAAAAUCAUUGAACGAUUGUCUAUGUACGGGGCCUAAAUUACAGACUGAAAUUAGCGAUGUUCUACUUCGUAGCAGAUUCUACAAGUACGUGUUCGUAGCUGAUAUCGCGAAAAUGUAUCGACAGAUCAGAGUACGCGAUGAGGAUUGUGUCUAUCAACAUAUCCUGUGGCGUAGGUCGCCGGAGGAUGAGGUACAGGAGUAUCAAUUGCGAACCGUCACUUAUGGUGUAAACUCAGCGCCAUAUCUUGCACUGCGAUGCCUGCGUCAAUUGGACUUUGAAGAUGGUGCGAAAUUUCCCCAGGCGAAGGGUCUGUUAACUAAUAAUACUUAUGUUGAUGACAUAAUCGCUGGUGCCGAUACCGUAGAUGACCUAUUGGCCGUACAGAAAGAUCUUAUUAAUUUAUUACUGCGAGGUCAACUUGAAUUGAAAAAGUGGGCAAGUAACUGCGAUGCCGUGCUGAGGUGCAUACCGGUCGAGGACCAGGCUGUAGAACCAACGUUCACCCCAACUGAAGAUGUGACUUUGAAGGUGCUAGGAGUACAUUGGGAUCCUACCACCGAUACCUUUGGAUAUCACGGAGCUACCAGCGAGGGAUCGAUUACCAAGAGGGUUGUGUUAUCUACGAUCGCACGGUUGUACGAUCCAAUUGGUGCCUUAGGUCCGGUUUUGCUAUGGGCUAAAAGAUUUAUGCAAGAGCUAUGGCUCGAGAAGAUUGGAUGGGAUUCUCCGUUACCUACUUCGUUGGUGAACAAGUGGCGUCAGUUCCUGGACGAGUUACCGUUGUUGUCACACGUAUCUUUACCUCGUCACAUCAAUAUCCAUCAAGUAAAGGAAGUGCAGAUGGUGGGUUUUGCCGAUGCAUCCCAAUGUGGAUAUGCAGCCAUAGUUUUCUUACGGAUAGCUGACAUUUUGGGUCACUUCCAUGCUUAUUUUAUCACGUGUAAAACCAAGAUAGCACCGUUAAAAUCUUCACAAACGGAUACUUCGUUGACAAUUCCUAGGCUGGAAUUGUGCGCGGCUCUACUUCUUGCCAAACUUUUGUCACACCAUUUUGAAGUUUUAAAUGGCAUAAUACCCAUUAACAAGGUCAAGGCAAAUUAUUCAUUAAUUAUUAUUCUCGGUUGA